Molecule: messenger RNA, 519 nt
Organism: Cyphellophora attinorum
Lineage: Eukaryota; Fungi; Ascomycota; Eurotiomycetes; Chaetothyriales; Cyphellophoraceae
Exons: 1
Coding region: 1-519 (172 amino acids)
Source: RefSeq, a predicted model, not a curated record
AUGCCUUCCUACCACGACGAGCUUAUCGGCACCUGGCGCAGUGUGUCCAUAACGAUGUCCAACGCCAGCGAGACGAUUCAUCCCUUCGGCGAGGACGUGAAGGGUUACCUUGUAUACUCCCCGGACGGCUACAUGUCCGCACACGUCACAAGCUCAGAGGCCAUGACACCAUAUGCUGCCGGCUUCAACAACCCGACUGCCGACGAAGCACUGUUCUAUGCUCGCCAUACCAACGGGUACACCGGCCGAUACUAUGUGCAUGAAGAAGGGAGUCGGAAGGCGACAGUAUAUCAUGAGAUCCAGAUCAGUAAUCCUCCGAACUUCGUUGGUGGCAUCCAGAAGCGGAACCAGGAGAUCUGGGAGGACGACCAAGGGAGACUCCGGCUAACCAUAACGGUCGAUGAGAAAGUGAAGCUAGCGAAGGGCGAAGGCGUACUGACCCUUCAGUGGGUGAAGGUGGAUGUGCAUGACGUGAGCGUAGAGGUUCCGCAGAAGUACGAGAAAAUAGGCGAUCGCUGA